AUGGCUGGAAAUAUAGGCAUGGAGCGCCUUAUUCCCUUAGUUAAUAAGCUUCAAGAUGCGUUUUCAUCUCUUGGGGUACCUUUAAAUUUGGAUUUACCACAAAUUGCUGUCGUUGGUAGUCAAAGUGCGGGCAAAAGUAGUGUUCUGGAAAAUUUUGUUGGAAGGGAUUUUUUACCUCGAGGAAGUGGUAUCGUGACAAGACGACCGUUAGUUCUUCAACUGAUUACUUCUGAUUCAGAAUAUGCGGAAUUCCUUCACAUGAAAGGUGCUAAACUUACGGAUUUUGAGGAAGUGAGAAAGGAAAUUGAAGCUGAAACGGAAAGAGAGACUGGAAGUAAUAAAGGUAUUUCGAAUAAGCCGAUUAAUCUGAAGGUGUAUUCUCCUAAUGUUCUAAAUCUUACUCUGAUUGAUCUUCCUGGAAUGACAAAAGUGCCAGUGGGUGAUCAACCAUCAAACAUAUCCUCCUUGAUAGAGGAAAUGAUUCUUCAGUUCAUCACCAAUGACUACUGUCUUAUUUUGGCCGUUUCGCCAGCCAAUUCAGAUUUGGCUAAUUCGGAUGCUCUUAAAAUUGCCAGGGAGGUUGACCCUCAGGGUCUUCGCACAAUUGGCGUCAUCACAAAGUUAGAUCUCAUGGAUUCCGGAACCGAUGCGCGAGAUGUGUUGGAAAAUAAACUCUUCCCUCUCCGAAGGGGUUAUAUCGGUGUUGUGAAUCGAAGUCAAAAGGACAUUGAUGGUAGAAAAGAUAUUAAUACGGCUAUCGCUGCGGAGAGGAAAUUUUUUUUGGGACACCCGGCCUAUCGGCACAUGGCCGAUCGUAUGGGCACACCGUACCUCCAGCGUGUCCUCAACCAACAGCUAACUAAUCACAUCCGUGAAACUUUACCCGGUUUGAGAAAUAAACUUCAAUCACAGAUGUUGGCCAUGGAAAAGGAGGUAAGGGAGUAUAAGGCAUAUCAGCCCGCUGACCCCUCGUUCAAAACCAAGGCCCUUAUGAUAGCCGUGAAGGGCUUCGAAGUUGAGUUCACUCAGACAAUUGAUGGUUCUGGAUCAGAAAUCGAUACUAAGACGCUGUCCAGAGGGGCUCGUAUCAAUCGCAUUUUCACGGAACGUCUGCCCUAUGCACUGGCCAUGCUCCACAAUGACACGGAGGAACUACGAAGGGACAUUAGCUUCGCCAUUCGUAACAUUCACGGCAUUCGUUCCGGUCUCUUCACGCCUGACCUUGCCUUCGAGACGAUUGUUCGUAAACAAAUUGAACGCAUGAAGGACCCUUCGCUAACUUGUGUUGACCUAGUAGUUGAGGAAUUAAUUCAAAUUGUUCACGACUGCGCAACGAAGGUUAGUCUGCUUAUUUUUCUUUAA
Molecule: messenger RNA, 1362 nt
Organism: Rodentolepis nana
Lineage: Eukaryota; Metazoa; Platyhelminthes; Cestoda; Cyclophyllidea; Hymenolepididae
Source: the annotation of a GenBank genome assembly